Racocetra fulgida is the source of this 523-nucleotide messenger RNA. The record is from the annotation of a GenBank genome assembly. NCBI's taxonomy places the organism in Eukaryota, Fungi, Glomeromycota, Glomeromycetes, Diversisporales, Gigasporaceae.
UUUGAUAACUGGGACCUAGCUAUAAAACAUGUUGAAAAUUAUAUAAUGGAAAAUGGUUUUAAAGUUGUAAAAUGCCAAACUCAAAAAAACAAGGGUGGUGAAAUCGUAUGUCGCACUUUAGAAUGCAAACAUUCUGGUGAGUACAAAGCCAAAAUAAAGGCUGACACAGAAGAAAACCGUGAACACGAAAGUAUAAAAAUUGGCUGUUCAUGGAAAGUUAAUUUUUACCUUUCUAAUGGCAUUAUACGAGUUACGUCAAUGUCUCCAAAGCAUAAUCAUCCAUUACUUGAAGUUGUACAAGAUAUUGAAAUAAAGUUCUGUCAUCUCACGCCUGAAAUGCUUGAAGAGAUUGAGUUCCUUGUGAAAAUUGGCUGUGAUGCAGGUCCCAUUAUCUGUGGACUUCAAAAACGUUUCCCUAAUGCUACAAUUAAGUAUGAAUUUAAGAAGCAAUGGAGUGAUCUACUCAAUAAGUAUCCAAAAGCAAGAAAGUAUCUUGAACGUGCCCUUGGCGUUGAUGUUACUA